GAGGAAGGAGAGAAAAUGGCGUCGACGGAUUAUAGCACAUAUAGCCAAGCUGCAGCCCAGCAGGGCUACAGCGCAUAUGCAGCUCAACCAGCUCAAGGAUAUGCACAGACCACCCAGACCUAUGGGCAACAGAGUUAUGGAACUUAUGGACAACCUACUGAUGUCAGCUACACACAGGCUCAGACAACUGCAACAUAUGGGCAGACUGCGUAUGCAACUUCUUAUGGGCAGCCUCCAACUGGUUAUACUACCCCAACUGCCCCUCCAGCUUAUAGUCAGCCUGUCCAGGGAUAUGGCACAGCUGCCUAUGAUACUACAACAGCUACAGUUACCACCACCCAGGCUUCUUAUGCAGCACAGUCCCCGUAUGGCACCCAGCCUGCCUACCCAACCUAUGGGCAGCAACCAGCAACAUCUGCACCUGCAAGACCCCAGGAUGGCAGCAAGCCAGUGGAGACUAGCCAGCCUCAGUCAAGUACAGCAGGCUACAGCCAGCCCAGCCUAGGAUACGGACAGAGUAACUACAGUUAUCCUCAGGUGCCUGGCAGUUACCCUAUGCAGCCAGUCACUGCACCUCCAUCCUAUCCUCCUACAAGCUAUUCAUCUACACAGCCAAGUAGCUAUGAUCAGAGCACUUACUCACAGCAGAGUUCCUAUGGGCAGCCAAGUACCUAUGGUCAACAGACAAGCUACGGUCAGCAAAGCAGUUAUGGGCAGCAACCACCCACUAGUUAUCCACCUCCAACUGGAUCCUACAGCCAGGCCCCAAGCCAAUAUAGCCAACAGAGUAGCAGCUAUGGCCAACAGAGUUCAUUCCGUCAGGACCAUCCCAGCAGCAUGAAUGUAUAUGGACAAGAAUCUGGAGGUUACUCAGGCCCAGGAGAAAAUCGGAACAUGAGCGGCCCUGAUAACCGGGGCCGGGGACGAGGGGGAUUUGAUCGUGGAGGCAUGAACAGAGGUGGGCGGGGAGGAGGACGCGGUGGAAUGGGCAGCGCUGGAGAGCGAGGUGGCUUCAAUAAGCCUGGUGGACCCAUGGAAGAAGGACCAGAUCUUGAUUUAGGCCCGUCUGUAGACCCUGAUGAAGACUCGGACAACAGUUCAGUGUAUGUACAGGGACUGAAUGACAAUGUGACCCUGGAAGAGCUGGCAGACUUCUUCAAACAAUGUGGUGUUGUCAAGAUGAACAAGAGGACUGGGCAGCCAAUGAUAAAUCUUUAUAUUGAUAAAGAAACUGGAAAACCAAAAGGAGAUGCCACUGUGUCCUAUGAUGACCCUUCAACUGCUAAAGCAGCUAUAGAGUGGUUUGAUGGAAAAGAUUUCCAGGGGAACAAACUCAAAGUUACUCUCACAAGGAAGAAGCCACCAAUGAAUAGUAUGAGAGGUGGGAUGCCCCAACGUGAACAACGUGGAAUGCCUCCCCCGCUCCGUGGAGGUCUAUCAGGUCCUGGUGGUCCUAGUGGUCCCAUGGGCCGUAUGGGAGGCAGAGGCGGAGACAGAGGUGGCUUUUCCUCAAGGGGACCACGGGGUUCUAGAGGAAACAGCUCUGGUGGGAAUGUCCAGCAUCGAGCUGGAGACUGGCAGUGCCCCAAUCCGGGAUGUGGAAACCAGAACUUUGCUUGGAGAACAGAGUGUAAUCAGUGCAAGGCUCCUAAACCAGAAGGCUUUCUUCCACCACCCUUUCCACCUCCAGGUGGAGAUCGUGGCAGAGGUGGCCCUGGUGGUAUGAGAGGAGGAAGAGGAGGCCUCAUGGAUCGUGGUGGUCCUGGAGGAAUGUUCAGAGGUGGACGUGGUGGAGAUAGAGGCGGUUUUAGAGGUGGCCGGGGUAUGGAUCGAGGUGGAUUUGGAGGCGGUGGUGGAGGAGGUGGCCGGCGAGGAGGACCUGGAGGCCCACCUGGACCUCUCAUGGAGCAAAUGGGAGGUGGCGGCAGAGGCGGCAGGCGUGGAGGACCAGGAAAAAUGGACAAGGGUGAGCAUCGUCAGGAGCGCAGAGACCGGCCCUACUAGAGGCAAAAACCCUGCAGAGCUGCAUUUACUACCAGAUUUAUUUUUUAAACCAGAAAAUGUUUUAAAUUUAUAAUUCCAUAUUUAUAAUGUUGGUCACAACAUUAUGAUUAUUCCUUGUCUGUACUUUAGUAUUUUUCACCAUUUGUGGAGAAACAUUAAAACAAGGUUAAAUGGUA
This is a messenger RNA of Gavialis gangeticus (Gharial), 2180 nucleotides long. It is a transcript of the gene EWSR1, whose product is annotated as EWS RNA binding protein 1. Gene Ontology annotation, molecular function: transcription coregulator activity; RNA binding. The transcript is spliced from 17 exons. Gene Ontology annotation, cellular component: nucleus. NCBI's taxonomy places the organism in Eukaryota, Metazoa, Chordata, Crocodylia, Gavialidae. The record is from RefSeq and is a predicted model, not a curated record. The coding region runs from base 16 to 2004 and encodes 662 amino acids. Gene Ontology annotation, biological process: regulation of DNA-templated transcription.